GGAGGCAGAAGUUGGCCAGGGCCAUGGACAGCUUCCCAGGACCCCCCACCCACUGGCUCUUUGGGCAUGCCUAUGAGACCCUAAGGCCCCGGAUGUGUAUGACUUCUUUCUCCAGUGGAUUGGUGAGUGGAGCACCUGCCUUCUGGCCCCUCCCUUCCCAUUUUUGAGUUGGGUGACCAGGAUCCUGCCCUGCCCUCCACAGUCAGUUGUCCCAUCAGCUGGACAGCCUGGCCCCAUGUGUCUGUCAUAAGCUCAGUUCUCUGUAGCGAGACAAGAGGAGCAGGGGAGCUUCUAGCUGGCAUGGGAAGUGGGGCCAGGCACUUUCUCUACUUGGGUCUUCAUCUCCUCCCCAUUUUAGGCAGGGGCAGGGCUCUGGGGAAUGUUUGGGUAUGAAGAAUGGCUUCUUGGAGUUGCACCUACAGGAAAUUUUGGUAAGUGGUGCUGUCCAGGGAAAGUGCCUGAGGAAAGGUGUGGUCAUAGGACCAUGGUUGAUGUCGCCAGAGGCUGAGAACUGUCUGGGUGACUGUAAGGCCGACCUCCAUUGGGAGAUGAGGCUGGGCAGGGAGGGACUGGCCAUCCUUGGCUGUCAGGAUUAGUACUGUCGGUUUAUGUUGAGGAUGGGUGGGAGCCACUGAUAUUUCUGAGCCAUGUUCUUAUGCUUCUUAAAGUCCUUGCUUUACCCAUGAUCUCCAGGCGUCUCGGCAGCUUCCUGAGAGCUAAGAAAGGGCAGGGCAAGAGGAAGAUAACAGUAACAAGACUGUUUACUCAGAGAGUAACACAAGGAAGUCCUUUUGUGGACUUCAGUGAGUCUUACUCUCUCCUCAUCCAUGAAAGGGAGGCUAAAAGGAAAGACAAAAUGAGAGGCAGUUUUGAAGAUAGGAAUGCAUUUCCAAGGCUGGGUGUGUGUAGGGGCAGGAGGAUAGGGCCACAAAGCAGAAACAUGACAGAUUUCUCCCAAGUCCUGAAGCUGUGGCCACCAUUUCAGCAACUUAGAGCCAAGACCUAGCGGGCUUCCCUCCUGCCUUGUUGUCCCUGGCAGCACAUCUUCUGUGUCUGAGUCCAGUGACAUAUGACACAAGUUCUUGGAGCCCAGGCUUUGUGGGUGCAGUUGAGACGUAGAAAAUGAGUCAUCUACCCUGAGGAAGGAGCACACUCAGCCAAGAAUUGCUGCCUCCUCUGUGUCCUGAGGUCCUGGUAGCUUGGGAGUGGGGUCCCAGAAGACAAUACCUGGUCUUUCAAUGGCUCACUUCUGCAAGGUUCACAUAUUGAGGAUGGGAGGUGGGUAUCCUUGUCUUAACAGCCAGGGUUGGGGCAGGAUUGCCUGGACUUCCUAAUUCUCUGUCUUCCAUCACUUCCCAGGAAAAGGCCUGCUGGUUCUGGAUGGGCCCAAGUGGUUCCAGCACCGCAGGCUGCUGACACCUGGCUUCCAUUAUGAUGUGCUGAAGCCCUAUGUGGCUGUGUUUGCUGACUCCGCACGUGCCAUGCUGGACAACUGGGAGAAAAAAGCUCAGGAGAAUAGGAGCUUUGACAUCUUCAGUGAUGUGGGUCACAUGGCUCUGGACACACUCAUGAAGUGCACCUUUGGCAAAGCGGACAGCGGCCUGAGCCACAGGGACAGUGACUACUACCUGGCAGUCAGUGACCUCACACUGCUGAUGCAGCAGCGCAUUGACUCCUUCCAGUACCACAAUGACUUCAUCUAUUGGCUCACUCCACAUGGCCGCCGCUUCCUGAGGGCUUGCCAGACAGCCCAUGACCAUACAGACCAGGUCAUCAGGAAGCGGAAGGAAGCCCUGAAGCAUGAGAAGGAGCAGGAGAAGAUUCAGAACCGAAAGCACCUGGAUUUCCUGGACAUUCUCUUAGGUGCUCAGGAUGAAAGUGGGACCAUGCUGUCAGAUGCAGACCUUCGGGCUGAAGUGGACACAUUCAUGUUUGAAGGCCAUGACACCACCACCAGUGGUAUCUCCUGGUUUCUCUACUGCAUGGCCCUGUAUCCUGAGCACCAGCAGCGUUGUAGGGAAGAGGUCCGCGAGAUCCUGGGGGACCAGCACUCCUUCCAGUGGGAUGAUCUGGGCAAGAUGAUCUACUUGACCAUGUGCAUCAAGGAGAGUUUCCGCCUCUACCCACCUGUACCCCAGGUGUACCGCCAGCUCCGCAAGCCUGUCACCUUUGUGGAUGGCCGCUCUCUACCUGAAGGCAGCCUGAUCUCUCUGCACAUCUAUGCCCUCCAUAGGAACAGUGCAGUAUGGCCUGACCCUGAGGUCUUUGACCCACUGCGCUUUUCCUCUGAGAAUGUGACUGGACGCCAUCCCUACGCCUUCAUACCCUUCUCUGCUGGUCCUAGGAAUUGCAUUGGGCAGCAGUUUGCCAUGAAUGAGAUAAAGGUGGUCACAGCCCUCUGUUUGCUCCGCUUUGAGUUCUCUCUGGAUCCUUCCCGGCUGCCUAUCAAGAUGCCCCAGCUGGUCCUGCGCUCCAAGAAUGGUAUCCACCUCCAUCUGAAGCCGCUGGGCCCUGGGUCUGGGAAGUAGCUCUGAAGAGAGCAAACCCAGACAGCCUAGACUGUGCCCUCUUACUGGGCACUGACCUCUUAGAUUGAAUGUAGAGUAGUUGUGGCUCUCUACUCUUCAGGGGGCUUGUAGUUUGGGAGGGGAGUAGGUACUGAAGGGCAAUGUCUCAGAGAACAGUGCCUUGUAAACAUGCAUGUUAAGAAAUUUUUGUUAUUCAUUCUUCCACAAGCAUUUGAUGAGCACCUAAUUUGCUUUGAGAAAUUUCAUUUAGCUCCCAUAAUCUGCAGUCUUUCUAAUGUACAGCAGAAACAUACAUUUCGGCCUUGGAGACUAUUACUGAAUGCAAUGGACACUCUGCCUGAGAUUCACAGUAUCUCAUGGUGUGGGAGAGAAGGACAGCUCAGGGUGUUGCCUUUUCAUUGAGAUGUGUUUCUUCUUUUAAUAUAAUGGACAUAAGGGAAAAUCACCUGACCCACCACUAUACAAAAUAAAGAUUAAUAUGAAGAUGGUUUCAUGAGUAUGUCUUCUGCCUCUCUGGAAUAGGUCUCUGUGGAGUUUCUGUCAUUUUUAGUAUUGGUAUCUCAUAGUCAUUUGGUGCUCUGCACACUUAGGGUUUGACUGGGAAGGUGGCAGAGUGACAUUACAGGGGAGUUCCAGGAAGAAGGAAGCCCCCCUUGCAUCAGGCCUUGAAUCAUGGGUGAGGUAUGAAGGACUUUUGGGGAGGGCCUCAAGCUGUGGGCCAAACAAUGACUUAGAGGUCUUUCCCUAGUAAGUCCCGUGGCAGCUGCUUAGUGACUGUGGGCACAAACACCUCUAGGGAUCAAGGUCUAAGGCCACUAGUCGGCUCCAAUUCAGGAAUUAGAUAUAUGUAGAAGAAAGGGCCCUGGAGACUCGGCUAGGGGACAGGAGAGAGGAAUUCUAGUCCUGGGACUUGGUGCUAUCUUGAUGGUGCCCUGAAGGAUGUGCCAUUGGGAGAUAAAUCCUUUCUGCUAUUGAUAAGGUAAUCUUAUAAGACAAAGGCCACAGCCUUGGCAGGUCUGCCACCAGCCAUCUGUCUACUCCUGCAAGGCCUGUUAAGGCCCAGCCAUUCCUGUUAAUGGAAUGCAGAAGACUCAACCAGGGUGUGCCUCUCAGCUGUCAGCCCUAUGCCACC
Messenger RNA from Castor canadensis (American beaver), 3660 nucleotides. The record is from RefSeq and is a predicted model, not a curated record. Lineage: Eukaryota; Metazoa; Chordata; Mammalia; Rodentia; Castoridae.